UGACCAUUGACCAAAUAUGGAUAUGCCGGAGAAUAAAUCGGUUUCUUAUAAGGAUUACUGGCGGCACUAAACUGUUCUUCCAGUUUGGUAAUUUUGGCCGCCCAUAUAACCGCCCUGAAAAAAAUCAAGAUUAAUCCAUAAACUACACUAUAUUUUUAUUUCAAUCACUAAUAUUACCCAUUCCUUCAAAGCCAUUAUUCAUUUUUACCGGUCUUUCUCAUCAAAUUUUAAAUAAUUUCUUAUUGAAAUUGCGAAAUAAACUUUUAAAACCCGGGAUUUGUCGUUUUGUUUUGGUUUUCUUCAUUCAAUUUAUAAACAAAGCAAGCAUGAGGUUGUCAUAUUGUGAAUGAAGUUAAUAUAUAGUUCACAAUAGUAUGUAAAUAAAGCUUUAUUGUGCAUGUUUUUUAACUGUUCUCAAUCAGCUGUGAAAUGUAAACAAUAACUAAGGUUAAUUUUAAAUAUUUUUGCAAAAUAGUGUAAUUUUUAAGAAAAUUUUAAAUUAUAAAUUAAAAUGGUUCUGCUGAGAAGAAUCAUUAACAAAAACAUCUUGUUUCCUCUUUCUGCAAUUAAAAGAUUUUCUUCUAACGAAGUAAGAGUACGUUUUGCUCCUAGUCCCUACCGGUAAGUUAUUGGAAUACUUUGAAAUUUAAACAAUAAUUUAAUAAACAAAACAUUUAUAACAGGUUAUUUACAUUUGGGUGGCCUGCGUACCGCUUUAUACAAUUAUUUAUAUGCCAAAAAUCAAAAUGGUAAAUUUUUACUGCGCAUAGAAGACACGGAUCAAACACGUCUAGUGCCCGGAGCUAUGGAAGCCUUAAUAGAAGAUUUACAAUGGGCUGGCAUAGAUAUAGAUGAGGGUCCUGGCAAAUUUGGUGGUAGUUAUGGACCUUAUAUACAGAGUCAACGAACCAAAAUAUACUUAUUCGGUUUUAAAACUCUAUUAGAUAAUGGCACAGCUUAUCGUUUUUGCACCGAACGCCGUUUGGAUUUACGCAAGGAAGCUGUUAGAGCACGACAAAUACCCAAAUAUGAUAACAAAUGUCGCCACUUAACAGAGAAGAAGCAAAUCAAUGAGCUUUUAGCUAAACAAACGCCCUAUUGUAUACGUUUUAAAUUGACGGAUUAUGAGGAACAUAACGAUUUAAUUAUGGUCCGGUACACACAUAAUGUCAGUGAUAAUGAAGGCGACCGGUUAUAAUAAAAACCGAUCCAAUUUCCUACGUAUCAUUUCGCCAAUGUAGUGGAUGAUCAUUUAAUGGGCGUGACACAUGUAUUUCGUGGUGUAGAAUGGCAAAUUUCUACCACAAAACAUUUAUUGUUAUAUAAAGCUUUUGGUUCACCACCAAAAUUUGGUCACUUACCUUUAUUAGUUAAUAACGAUGGAACUAAGUUAAGUAAACGCCAGGGUGAUGGUAUUAAACAUUUUAGAGAUAAAGGCUAUUUUCCUACUGCCGUAGUUAAUUAUGUAGUUUCCGCUGGUGGCGGCUUUCCCCAUGAACAAUUUAGUAAACCAAAGGUUUAUAGUUUAAAAGAACUAUCAGAAAAGUUUAAUAUUGAACAAGUAAAUUCACAUCCCAGCCGCUUAAAUCCUAUCAUAUUGGAUGAUUUCAAUCGUUUACAUAUUAUUAAAUUAUUAGAAUCUGAAAACAGCACCAAGGAACUAGUGGAAAAUGUUACAACGUUAAUUAAGGAAUCAUAUCCCAAUGAAUCAAAUCUGGAUUUAAAUGCCGAUCAUAUAAAGAGUGUUUUACAAUGGGCUGCUCAGCGUUUGACUUUCGUUAAGGAUUUAACAUCGCCUAAAUUAAGUUUCCUGUGGGUUAAACCUACAAAUUUCAUUCUAAAGGAUCUAACUAAAGAACAACUUGAAAUACUUAACGAAAUUAUAUCAACGACUGAGUUUAAUAAAGAUAAUUUGAAUAAAGUUUUAAAAGAAUUUAGCAAAGAGCAGAGUAUAAAAUUCCCGGUACUAAUGAAAUGCUUAAGAUCAGCUUUUAAGAAGGACCUGGGGGUAGCAGAAAUGAUGGAAAUUUUAGGACAAAAAGUGGUAAUACAAAGAUUAAAAGAUGUUUUAGUUGAAGGAACUAAAACAAUUGAAACCAAACAAGCCGAAAGGCGGCUUAAAUGACCAUCCGUUAUCUAUGAAAUAGUGUAAUAAAUUGUAAAUAAAAUGUUAACAUUUUUAAUGUUUAAGGCAGUUAUAUCUGUUUAUUGUGUUAAAAA
Messenger RNA from Lucilia sericata (common green bottle fly), 2220 nucleotides. RefSeq names its product probable glutamate--tRNA ligase, mitochondrial (gene GluRS-m). Gene Ontology annotation, biological process: glutamyl-tRNA aminoacylation. Gene Ontology annotation, molecular function: glutamate-tRNA ligase activity; ATP binding; tRNA binding. The record is from RefSeq and is a predicted model, not a curated record. NCBI's taxonomy places the organism in Eukaryota, Metazoa, Arthropoda, Insecta, Diptera, Calliphoridae.